This is a messenger RNA of Caenorhabditis remanei, 1623 nucleotides long. RefSeq lists its product as uncharacterized. Lineage: Eukaryota; Metazoa; Nematoda; Chromadorea; Rhabditida; Rhabditidae. Bases 1 to 1623 code for a protein of 540 amino acids. Gene Ontology annotation, molecular function: scavenger receptor activity. The record is from RefSeq and is a predicted model, not a curated record. The transcript has 6 exons. Gene Ontology annotation, cellular component: membrane; cytoplasm.
AUGAAAAACCCCGAUGAGUUUAUGAAUGGAGCGAUUCCGGAAGUUUCUGGCUCCGGACCGUACGUUUUCGAUAAGAAAUUGGAGAAUCGUGUCGUGUCGGCGGAGAAUGGAACCGUGAAAUAUCAGAGAUUCUUGUCGUAUUUCUUCAAUGAGCAGGAGUCGUGUCAGACGUGUAUUCUAGGGAAUCGGAUAUGGGUGCCAAAUAUGAUUUAUCAGAAAUUCGUUGAAGCCGCCUCCACCGAGGGAAUGAAAGCAGCCGCAACGACUCUCCUCUCUCAGACGGCAUUCCUCGAAGUGGAAGUCGAAGAGCUCCUUUUCGAGGGAUACAAGGAUCCAUUUCUCGACAAAGUUUGCGAAAUUCCAUUCAUGAAUUUCGUGUGUGAAGCUAUUCUCGACGUACCCGAACGAAUCGGCCUAUUCUUUGAAGCCAAUAAUACUGCCAGUAAAAUGUACGAAAUCGACGAUGGAACCCGUGAUCCGACGAAUUUGGGAAAAAUUCUGAAGUAUGACGAGGAGCCGUUGUUAGACGAGACAUGGUGGAGUACUGAAGAGUCACUCAAGAUUCGAGGCACCGACGGAUCACUUUUCCAUCCGUUUUUGUCGAAAAACGAAAAGUUGUAUGUGUACGUCGCCGAGUUGUGUCGAUCGAUUUGGUUGGAAUUCAAGGAAGAAGUCGAAUAUCGAAGUCGAAAGGAAGAAGUCGAAAGUCUCAAGGCCUAUCGUUACGUCGUCCCGCCAGAAGUCUUCGACGUGACGUAUCCUGGAAAUGAGGGUUACUGUAACCCAUCUGACAAACAAUUCUUCUCAUCACAAAACGAUUCUGUUGGAUGCCUUCCCAAGGGUCUUCUGGAAAUCUCGAAAUGUCAAAAAAGUCAGCCUCCGAUUACUAUUUCCUUGCCAAACUUCUUGUACGCACCAUCGGAAGUGAGGGAAUCAGUGAAAGGAUUGAAUGGAACUGACGAUAUUCGAGACUCGAUUGUGGUUGAUAUUGAGCCGCGAGUCGGCGCGGUGCUCUACGCUCGUCGUGUCUCUCAAGUGAACAUUGAAAUGUGGAAGGGCAAGAAUUUGACGUUCCCUGUGAAUUUGAAAAAGAUGAAAUCCGCACUGAUCCCCGUCAUCAUUCUCCACGAGACAUCUGAAAUCGACGAUGAUUCUCUGGAAACAAUUCGAUCACAACUGUAUGAGACUGAAUCGAUUGCCUACACUUCAUGUAAUAUUAUGAUGAUUAUUGGAGCAAUUGUCCUGCUGCUCGGUUUCUUGUUUUUAGCGUUUUCGUACCAAGAAGAGCACGAGAAGAAGCUGAGAAAGUGUCUCUACGUCUCCCGUUGCAAAAGUUUGAAAGGAUUCCGACGGGAUCUCACUUGGAGACAUCCACACGAUGUGGAAGACGAACUGGAGACAUAUCAUCUGGACGAGUUCGAUGGGUUCAUGAAGAUGCUUCGGAAGAAAGAAAGAGUCAUUUCGAGUCUGGAAGAACAGUACUUUCCAGGAGUCAUCACAUGCUAUCCAGAGGAUAUCGCAGAGUUCUUUGAGAAAAGAUGGAAGAGAAUCAAGAAAUCUUUUGUUUCUGCUAAGAAUAAUAUCUGUAAUUGCUUUAAGCGUAGCCCUGCAAUCAAUCAAUAA